Messenger RNA from Anoplophora glabripennis (Asian longhorned beetle), 1146 nucleotides. RefSeq lists its product as uncharacterized. The transcript has 3 exons. Lineage: Eukaryota; Metazoa; Arthropoda; Insecta; Coleoptera; Cerambycidae. The record is from RefSeq and is a predicted model, not a curated record. The coding region runs from base 438 to 1052 and encodes 204 amino acids.
GCCAGUUCUCUUUCUGGAGCCUCUUCAACGCGACGUGGCUCCAGAACGACAAUUCUUUUUUUUUAUCAACAGUGCAAUGGUUAUAAGAUUGCUACUUUGUUUCCUUUUAUUCAAAUUCCAUGCUGGUACGCGCGGGCCACCGGGCGAUCCAGAUUUUGACCCGUUAGAGCACCCGCUGCCGUGCCGGGCUGGGGUUACCAAGGCUUGGGCCUAGGCGUCGAAAGGCGCCCAGAAAUGGGGGAAACUCUCGCUCUGUGGUCGGUGACGACCACAGGGUGCGGGUAGGACCCCACCCUAACCCAAGUUAAAAAGCCUUUAACACAUAACACAGAAACAACUGCCAGAACAUGUCGAAACAUUUUUGCAAAUCGUUUUAAGAAUAAAACAAGAAUUAAUAAGAAACUCAAGCCUCGCGAAAUGAAAUGGGAGAUUAGUAGAUGGUGAUGGUAGCCCCGGGGAAACUCGGGGUUCUGUGGUGUGUUUCAGCCUACCACGGAGUGGACUCUGUCUUUUUGGAAUUUGGAUCGUCAGGGACCUGGAGGCGAAACCGCAGAUCGAAGGUGCUGUCCACCCGCAACUCCUUCGGAAUUUGGAUAAUUAGGAACUUGGAGGCCGAACCACACACCCCUCGGAGAUGCUGUUCACCUGUAACUCCUUUCAGAAUUUGGAUCAUCAAGGACUUGGACGCCGAACAACAGGCCCCUCGGAGAUGCUGUCCAAACGCAACUCCUCUCAGAAUUUGGAUAAUCAAGGACUUGGAGGCCAAACAACAGGCCCCUCGGAGAUGCUGUCCACCUGCAACUCCUCUCAGAAUUUGGAUCAUCAAGAACUUGGACGCCGAACAACAGGCCCCUCGGAGAUGCUGUCCACCUGCAUCUCCUCUCAGAAUUUGGAUCAUCAAGGACUUGGACGCCGAACAACAGGCCCCUUGGAGAUGCUGUCCAUCCGCAACUCUUAGAAUAUGGAUCAUUAAGGACUUGGAGGUCGAACCACAGACCCUUCGGAGAUGCUGUCCAUCCGUAACAUUUCUUCAGUUCGGCUACAUAAAGUAGAAAUCUUAUAAUGAGUUGUACAUAUUUUUCGGCUUCUUUUUUUUUCAAAAAUUACUGUUUAAUUACAAAAUUCAAUAAACGUGGUGAAUUUCGA